AUGAAAAGUAUCGAUAGUUUGGCAAUAGUUAAUAUUUAAGCAGUCGGUUAUGAUAAUAUCUAUCAGUCGGUGUGAGUGUAUGAAAGGAAUUUUAUGAGGUGUUUUAACGCUAGCUAACAUACUACAGCUUAUGUUAGCCUUGUUAACGUUAACGUUACAUCAGGGCUGUUGAUGCUUUCCACUGAGGACCCAUGCUGACAGGAGAAACACUGACCGCAGUUUACCAGUGAGGACUGUGGAGUAGCUGCUGCACAUCAGGCAGUCAUGGUGAAGAAAAAGCGUCUUCGCCUCAUAGCCGAAAUGGCUCGGAAGAUCCGGGCGUACCGAGAGCUCAAGUCCCGGCCGCGGGAGUCCCAGAAGUACGCCCUGGACUAUGAGACGAUGAAGCGGCCUCACACGGGAAAGAUGCUGCCUGUGCUGGCCUGGCAGGAUGUCCGCAGGGAGAGUCGCCUCUUCUCUCUGCUGGCAGGCAUGAGGCUGUUCGGAGUGGGCCGCCUCUUUACCCGCAAGUCGUGGCUGGAGGACCACACCGAGCCCAGCUACUGGCAGAUCACCAAGGUCAAGGUGGACUACACAGCUGAGAACAUGGAUCACGGCAGAGCAUGGGGGAUCCUCACCCACAAAGGAAAGCAGGAGAGCGAGGUCAAGGAGGUAGACAAGGUGAUGUACCAUGACUGGCGCCUGAUUCCCAAACACAUGGAGCACCAGAUCAAGGACUUUAAGCCGCUCCCUGAGCCACCUGUGCGCUACGUCCCCUACCCGCCCCUGCUUCGCGCUAUGCUGCUGGCCCAGUACAAGAAGACAGUGGGCAGCGUAAUAGCCGAGGAGCCAGCCUUGCCUUUAAAGAGGGACGUCCUGCUCAACAAAGACUAUUUCCGCAAGCAGGAGCAAGAGACGCGGAGGACAGAGGGGACAGCGGUGUGAUACUCAUGGUUCUGAAGAUGCAAAUCUUGGACAUUUUGAACCAAAUCCGUUUUAUGUACAUUGGAAGCCCUCGGCUCAGUGUCCCGAUAAAUCCUGGACUCAAAGGAGUUCUCUGCUAUUUUCAUCUGAAGCAGGCCUCUUUGGUUGUAAUGUGCAUCUGUGUAAUGUGGUAAAUAUUAAACUUGAGAUGAAAAUAAA
This is a messenger RNA of Perca fluviatilis (European perch), 1122 nucleotides long. It is a transcript of the gene mrps34, whose product is annotated as mitochondrial ribosomal protein S34. The record is from RefSeq and is a predicted model, not a curated record. Gene Ontology annotation, cellular component: mitochondrion; mitochondrial small ribosomal subunit. Gene Ontology annotation, molecular function: structural constituent of ribosome. The transcript has 4 exons. Gene Ontology annotation, biological process: mitochondrial translation. Lineage: Eukaryota; Metazoa; Chordata; Actinopteri; Perciformes; Percidae. Bases 265 to 924 code for a protein of 219 amino acids.